Messenger RNA from Lucilia sericata (common green bottle fly), 1202 nucleotides. It is a transcript of the gene dgt2, whose product is annotated as augmin complex subunit dgt2. Lineage: Eukaryota; Metazoa; Arthropoda; Insecta; Diptera; Calliphoridae. The transcript is spliced from 2 exons. The record is from RefSeq and is a predicted model, not a curated record. The coding region runs from base 391 to 1089 and encodes 232 amino acids.
CUUCUACUUCAAACCAAGAUAUAUUAAUUAUAAUUAAUAUACCAUGCUUCAAACACUAUUUAUUUGUAGCAAACACGAGAUACGAAAAAUACAUUGCUGUUUGACAAACCAGAGUUACCUAGGUCGUCAAACAAAUGUAUUUUAAAUGGGACAUCAAACAAAAUCAGUUUGAAGGAAAAAUUCUGCGCGCAGUUGCAUGUUUUCGCGGCAACUUUUGCAAAUUCUUUAUUUGAUCUUCUGUUGUGGUGUGUGUGAAAAUCGAAAAAGUUAAAAAUAAUAUUCUUUAAAUAAAAAAUAAUUUUUUUAAUAACAAUUGAACUUAGAAAUUAAUAAAAUUGAAUGCCGAGGGUCAUUAGUCUGCAUUUUGUGUAAUUAAAAUUAGAAUUUUCAAUGGAUUGUAAUGAAACUACGCGUAUUUUAAAUUCGGAGACGAAUGAACAAUUAUUAAAAACACAUGCUGAAGAAUUAGCCAAUGUGCGUAAAUUACGCUUAGUUGUCAAGGAACUUAAACAGAUAGAUUGCACCAAGCUACAACUUCCUGACAUUGAACAAAUAAAAAAGGCCAUUGUAUUGAUAAAAAUUGGCGAAUAUCUUUAUUUAAACGAGAAAAAGGAUCAAGUAUUAAAUCUUAGUGGAGUAACAUCAAUUAAUCUCAACUACACUGAAAGAAAAGCCGUGCGUAAUCAAUUAACAGCUAAUUUAUUAAAGGAAUUACAAAGCAUAAAUAACUUCAGUAGUAAAUUGCGUACAGAGCUCCCAGAAUUAAUUAGUGAUGGUAAUACGUUACACACAGAGAUUUUAUAUUUGGAAAAGCAGAGACGGGCUAAUUUGGAGAAUAUGAUACAACUGCGAAAUCGCAAGUGUAAUUUUCUUAAAGUUGUCGCAGAACUAAAAAUGGGUCCAUACUUAGCCUGUGAGUUGGAAGUUAUGUUUGCAAAUGCUCGUCAUAAUCAAACAAAAGUCAAUAUCCUACGCGGCUACUUUGUAAAUGAGUUGCUAACUCGCACCGAACACAAUUUGAAAGCCAUACGUGAGGUAGAAGGCUAUAUUAAUGAUGCUAUGGAGAAGGAACAAGAAAUUAGUAAUUAAAAACAGUUUUGCUGGUUCAAUAAUAUUAAGUCUUGGUUUUAUUUACUUUUUACUUUUUUAAAUUAAAACUUUAUUAAAUAUUAAUAGAUUAUUGCAUAUAUUUUUUAAAAGCA